GUCAACUUCAUAAUGUACAUUAGCGCCAUCUCGUCCAUUUCCUGUCCUUUUACAUGUGGAAAAUCCAAAAAUGAAGAUCGGACUGUGUGCUUUUAGUGGCUACAAAAUUUACCCCGGCCACGGGAAAACAAUGGUCAAAGUCGAUGGAAAGACAUUCACAUUCCUCGACAAGAAAUGCGAGAGAUCCUACUUGAUGAAGAGGAAUCCGCGCAAGGUGACCUGGACAGUGCUCUACAGGCGGAAGCACAAGAAGGGUACCGAAGAGGAAGCCGUGAAGAAGCGUUCCCGACGUACGCAGAAAUUCCAGCGAGCAAUUGUUGGUGCCUCCCUCACGGAAAUCCUCGCCAAGAGGAAUAUGAAGCCCGAAGUGCGAAAAGCUCAGCGUGAACAGGCUAUCAAGGCUGCCAAGGAGCAGAAGAAGACCACAAAGGCUGCGAAGAAGAUUGAAAAGGCCCCGCCAGCAAAGUCUAAGCAGCAGCAGAAGCAGAAGGCCGCCAAGAUUAGCCAGAAGGCUGCUCCUCGUGUUGGUGGCAAGCGAUAAGCUAUUCCUCAAUGGCUGAGAAAAACAUUUUAACAAAUAAAAGAGUCCUCUCUGAAAAA
Molecule: messenger RNA, 600 nt
Organism: Lutzomyia longipalpis
Lineage: Eukaryota; Metazoa; Arthropoda; Insecta; Diptera; Psychodidae
Gene: RpL24
Product: 60S ribosomal protein L24
Exons: 4
Coding region: 71-541 (156 amino acids)
Biological process (GO): cytoplasmic translation
Cellular component (GO): cytosolic large ribosomal subunit
Molecular function (GO): structural constituent of ribosome; mRNA binding
Source: RefSeq, a predicted model, not a curated record